UUGGACGUGGGGGGGGGGGGGCGGGGAGAUCCCGGAUCGAUCGAGAAGAUAGAAACGAUGAUGGGGUACGGCCGUUGCGGAAUUAUUAAUGGACUGGCAGUGGCGGCAGCAGUAGUGGUAGUAAUGAUGAUGGGAUGGGGGGCUGCGCAGACGCCGUCGACGGUGCCGUCGUGCGCGGAGAAGCUGGUGCCGUGCCAGCCGUACAUGAACGCGACGUCGCGGCCGCCGGAUGCGUGCUGCAGGCCGCUGCGGGAGGCCGUGACGAACGAGCUGGCGUGCCUCUGCGCCAUCUUCGACAACCCCACCAUCCGCGCCGCCUUCGGCAUCGACCCCAAAAAGAGCUUCCAGCUCGCCACCUACUGCGGCGUCGACUCCUCCCAGCACCAGUGCCCCGCCGCCGGAGCUCCAACACCCUCGACCACCAACAACAGCCCUCCAGCUACUCCUGGGGGAGGCAAUAGUGCAGGGCAUAGAAUGAAUGGAAUGGGGAUGAUAGGCUUGAUGAGCUUUUUCUUAUUUUGUUGGUCCAUUUUUUAUUAGAGAGAGAGAGAGAGAGAGAGAUUAUGCUCCCUCAAUUGCUCUUUGGUACUACUAAUUAUUGUGAACUCAAGAAACUAUGUUUGCAUAUUCGAUAUGUACUAAAGAUUCACUCAUUACAUUACAUUUUUCUGUUAUUUACUAUACGUUUUAGUCAGCCAAUUUCCUGAUUCCAAA
Ananas comosus (pineapple) is the source of this 714-nucleotide messenger RNA. RefSeq names its product lipid transfer-like protein VAS. The transcript is spliced from 3 exons. The record is from RefSeq and is a predicted model, not a curated record. Bases 58 to 540 code for a protein of 160 amino acids. Lineage: Eukaryota; Viridiplantae; Streptophyta; Magnoliopsida; Poales; Bromeliaceae.